AUGGUUCCCACACCGGCCGCCUGGUGCUCCGUCGCUCUGGCCCUGCUUUUGGCCCUGCAUGAAGGCAAGGGCCAGGCAGCUACCACUCUGGAGCAGCCAGCCCUGGCACCCAAGGGCCGCGGCCCCCACCUGCGUUUUCGCCGUUGCUCCUGCAACUCCUGGCUUGACAAGGAGUGUGUGUACUUCUGCCACCUGGACAUCAUCUGGGUGAAUACUGCAGGACAGACAGCUCCCUACGGCCUGGGAAACCCGCCAAGGCGCCGGCGCCGCUCCCUGCCAAGGCGCUGUGAGUGCUCUACUGCCGGGGACUCUGCCUGUGCCACCUUCUGCCAUCAAAGACCCUGGUCUGAAACUGUGGUCACCCCAAGCAGCCAGGCUCCCGGAGCUGUGUUAAAGCCUGGCAGGAAGUGGGCCGCUGAGGGAGUCCUCCUCCAAAAGCUAAGGGACAUUUCUGCCUCCAAGCUCCGCUUUGCCAGGCUACAACCAGAGGUAACAAGAGAGUCGGGUCCUGCACACUCUCGACGGAGGAAAAGAUAACCCUUUUCAGCAGCAGGACCACUGAGAAGGAAGCCCAUGUGGAGACAGGAGGCAACGGGCAGCUGGGGAGACCCCGUGCCUGU
Messenger RNA from Microtus ochrogaster (prairie vole), 620 nucleotides. It is a transcript of the gene Edn2, whose product is annotated as endothelin 2. Gene Ontology annotation, molecular function: hormone activity; endothelin B receptor binding. The record is from RefSeq and is a predicted model, not a curated record. Gene Ontology annotation, cellular component: extracellular region. Gene Ontology annotation, biological process: regulation of vasoconstriction; vein smooth muscle contraction; regulation of systemic arterial blood pressure by endothelin. Lineage: Eukaryota; Metazoa; Chordata; Mammalia; Rodentia; Cricetidae.